This is a messenger RNA of Symbiodinium sp. CCMP2592, 600 nucleotides long. The record is from the annotation of a GenBank genome assembly. NCBI's taxonomy places the organism in Eukaryota, Dinophyceae, Suessiales, Symbiodiniaceae.
AUGGUUGCUGCAAACAAGCAGACUCAAUCCAUGUUAUCAAGUUUGAGGACGGAGAUUAUGUCCCCGCUACAACAGCUACAUGCAAAUGCAGCUGGCCACUCACAGGUCCGCAGCAUUGAGCAAAACCUUGACCUUGCGAAUCAGACAGUGUGGCAAAAUCAAGGCCAUCUGAAAGGUCAGGACGAUAUGCUGGAAAGCCUCGGUGAAACGUCGGAGAAGAUCCAGCAAGUCCUGCUGAAGCUCCAGACGCAGAUGGAGAAGGUGAUCACCCGCUUGACUCCACCACAACACAAAGCUCCACCACCUCCUGCACCACCGACACAGCCGUCUGACCCUCCAGCCUCAGAAGCAGCACCGAAAACUGCUCCAAGUGGACCAAGUACAGCAUCCACGCCUUCACCGAUCUCACCGAUGCAAGGGAACCCACAGCCUGAGGUACCGAUCCUGCGCAUCCAAGAAGCACUGCCCCUGAGACAGCCGUUAUCCUUGUUCCCUAAUCUUCAGAACCCACAACCCAUGCAGUGGACGGCCUUGCAGAAUGAUGCGCGGGCUCGCGAUGCCUUAGCCUACCUUGCGCAAGCCUGUGGGAUGCUGGGAUGA